AUGGCUUAUACCCUCAAGGAAAACUGUUUCGCUGAGACGUUUGUUGCCCCGCAGUGGCUGCCUGGAGGCAAUUCGUUCUGGUACCGUCGACAAGUAGAUACGAACAGAUAUACGGGCAGAUUCAGGUUUAUCCUUGUUGAUAUUCUUGCCAAGUCUGCCAGACCUGCCUUUGAUCAUCACCAACUGGCUUGUGCCCUUGAGGGAAUUGCAGAAACUGAAAUCAACCCAGAGAAACUGCCAUUCUCCUGGAUCGAACUGCAAGACUCUCUCGUUCGCUUCCGCUUCAAGGGCCAGAUUUGGCAAUAUGAGCCUGGACAAAGCUUGUCGAAAUGGCCGGGGAAGUUUACUCAGGGAAACACUUUGCUGAUGCGGAGACAGGAGCCCUGCGGCCCUACCUGGUCUGCACCGCACGCCACAGUCAGCUUUGUCAACACUACGAGGUCAAGGCUGAGUCUGUUCACCGUGGACCGAAAUGGAGCAGCGAAUUACUUCAUGCCUAUCCCAUGUGGCAAGACAGUGUUCCAAAAAACAGGUGUCGGGGCUGUCUGGAGAAUUGAGGAUGGAAAUACGGGCCAGCUGAGAGGCAUUUAUUGUGUCACAAGCCCUGGAUAUAACGUUGUAUAUGUGGGCGAGGUUAAUGUCGAUGAGUAUUUGGGCCAGAAGGGGGAACUUCCCCAUGGCUGGGAGCAGCGGACAGAUGAGAACGGGCGUGUGUACUAUUUGGAUCAUAACACUAGGACUACCCAUUGGGACUGCCCUACCGUUGCUGGUGCUGCGGAUGCUCAGUUAGAGAGUGGCGACGAGGUGGAAGAGGAUGACAAGGCUGAAAAACAGCAAGUCACCCUCGUUCAAGAAGAACUGAGUGGCGAAGGCCGAACCGAAAUAUAUGUUCGGGACAGCAAUUUGUGGCUGAAAGACGAUGAAGGCAGCGAGUUUCUGCUUGCAGAAUCAUCUGAUCCCGGGGACUCUCACUACGACGGAUCCAUGCUUUACCUUUCUCCGAACAACGGUUACGCCGUUGCUUGGCAGUACACAUCUGGCAGCUUCACUGAUGAAUACUGGAUUGAGUAUUGUUCGGACCGUCAAUCUCAUCCAAGGUUGAUCAAAGAACAAAAAUCGUUUCCAACGGACACACUUCGAGUUGAUCGCCCUCGUCUUUUCAAUCUUGCAUCAAAAUGUGAAGUUCCGACAGAGGAUGCUCUAUUCUCAAAUCACUAUCAACUACAUCACCUGGGAUGGAGUCGGGAUGGAUCAGAGUACCGAUUCUUGUACGAUGGGCGCGGCCACCAGGUCUUAAAAGUUCUGGGCAUACAUCGAUCUGGGCCAAUCCGCGUAUUGUACGAAGAGAAGAGCAAAACAUUCAUUGACGUCACAUCAAAGCUAUACUAUACCCAUUUAUCUGGCUCUGAUGAAAUGAUAUGGGCUAGUGAGAGAGAUGGCCAUAAUCAUUUAUAUCUGAUCGACUUACAACAAGGCAAGAUACAUGGCCAGAUCACAAAGGGCGAUUGGAAUGUGGCCAUGGUGGAACGUGUUGAUGAGAAGACCCGGAGAAUUUGGCUGUCUGCAUAUGGAUUCCACCCGGGCGAAGACCCGUACCACUUACAUCUAGUUCGUGUCAACUUUGAUGGUACUGGAUGCCAAGCCUUAACAGAUGGAGAUGGAACCCAUACUUGGAGCUGGCCAUUUGAUACGUGUAGCCAACGAUUCUUUGUUGACUCUUGGUCACGGGUCGACCUCCCACCGCAGACUGUGGUACGAUGCUCAGAGACGGGCACUGUUCAAUUGAAACUUGAGGGUAUCUCCGCUGAAGAGCUCAAGCAGCACGGCUGGGUCCCGCCUGAAAGGUUCCAUUGCCCUGGACGAGAUGGAAAAACCUUGAUUUACGGCAUCAUUACCAAGCCCCGCAACUUCGACGAAACUCGUCGCUAUCCUGUAAUCGAGUCAAUAUAUGCAGGCCCACACGAUUUCUUCACACCGAAAAGCUUUGGACAAGUUGCUCACAAUGAUGACUGGGCAACCAAAGGCUAUAUCUCGGUUCAGCUUGAUGGAAUGGGUACCAAUUGGCGCUCUAAGCAAUUCCACGAUGUUUGUUAUAGGAAUCUGAAUGAUGGAGGUUUCCCUGAUCGUAUCAUCUGGAUAAAAGAGGCUGCAAAGACACGGCCUUGGAUGAACUUGGAUCGAAUGGCUAUUCUUGGGUCAUCUUUUGGAGGGUAUAAUGCUGCAGCCGCGUUGCUUCAUUUUGGCCACUUCUAUAAGAUUGCUGUUUCUGACUCAGGUGCACAUGAUGCUAGCCUGGUCCCUCUUUGGUGGGCUGAACAGUGGUUAGGCUAUCCAGUUGGCAACUUAUCAUUUGCCAAACAGUCAAAUGUGAGCCAUGCUGGGAGGCUUCCAGAUGAUGCAAGGCUAAUGCUUGUGGUUGGAGGAAUGGAUCCGGCCCUCAAUCCUGCAUCAACUAUGAGAUUCGUUCAGCAACUGAAUAAGGCGGGGAAGGUGUAUGAAUUCGUUUUUAUUCCAGACGGGGGCCAUAACUGUAGUUCGCAUGGAUAUGGGCUGAAGCGAGUGAAAGCGUUUUUAAAGCGUCACUUGAGAUCAACUAAGUAG
Molecule: messenger RNA, 2601 nt
Organism: Clonostachys rhizophaga
Lineage: Eukaryota; Fungi; Ascomycota; Sordariomycetes; Hypocreales; Bionectriaceae
Source: the annotation of a GenBank genome assembly